AUGCAAGAUGCAUGUAAUAAACAAAAUGCCCAUGAAUAUGCGCAGCACGAUCUACAAAUUCAACGAAGAACAUCAUCCCGUCUGUUAACAUCAGUCCGCAAUGAUGGUUCCAUUUCAUCCGCAUCGUCGUCUUCGAGGUCUUCACCAACCAGCAGCAGCCCUAUGGUCACAAAUUCGAUCGGGAAUAGUGCAAAACAAACCUUUCUGCCACCAUCGAGCAACAACAGCAUUAUUUGUCGCUUGCCACUGAAUCGCUUGGAAUCGAUAAUGGGAAUGUUGAACAUCAUGAAGCAUUGCCCAAACAAGACAACUCCCACAUUACGAUCAAAUUCAACGUUUGCUCUGUUAUGCUUGUACUGCGAUCGAACAUUUAGCAGUCAAAAAUUAAUGAUCAAGCACACCGAUCGUAUACACCGAAUAGCCAAGGAACGCCGUAGCAGUGCUCGCGUCCUGUCUGUCGCAGCAAACGGCACAGAGAUUACGUCGUGUUGUUCCUUUUGCAACAAAGGGAAGAUACUAAAUCUUCCUCCGGACGAUCUACCACAAUUGUUCAAACACCUGUUUACCGAGCAUGGUGAUCGAUACUACGCCUGCGAACGUUGCACAUUGCGCUUUCCCAACAAAGCAGCUAUGGAAAGUCAUAUGGAAACGCUGCAUUCGGUCACCAGCGCUGGGCGCCCGAAAUCAAAAGCCGCCCUAAAAGCCUUCAGUCAUGGGAGUAACAAUGGUGUUGAUCAGAAAAAAGAGCCAACACCUGAAGCCACGAAUCCGCUAACAGUGCAAGUUGAUUUUGGUGAAGAAACGGAGCGUAGUGGUGACUCUAGUAGGAACAAUUCAAAGACCGAAUCUGUGCUGCAAAAUAUUCGCUUACGAUCUUCGUUGCGCAGUGGAUCGGCACAUGAAGCAGAAGUCAUUGGUGAGGUAGAAAAUCAAUCUAAAACGAAAGCAUUCAAAAAAUCUGAAAGAUUGUUACGACGUAAUGCUGAGCCUAUGCUCUUGUCUCGCUUGGGAAUUGCCCAAAACCGAUUACCACGUCAAAGUCGACGGUUAUUAGCUGCUGCUUCGUCGUCUGCAAACUCAGCAGCUACAUCUUCCGAUACACCUUCUACUCCUUCCGCGACGUCUGCUACGGCAUUGCUGUCUGGAAAAUUUGGUGCUAAGAAAAGGACACCUAGUGUGAACAAUACGGAUGAUGUGCAGCCACUCAACAAUUGUUACAACAAAAUAUCGAAGCUGAAAACGAUACGUUCAACGUUAAAUAAUCUUCCAAUGGCAGCCAAUGCUUUUAACGAUUCAAUUGAUUUGAGCAGUGCGUCUGUCAGGGGUUCUGGACUGCCAAUGAAUGGCGAUGUAACUGCUGUUACAACUGCAUCCAUCAUUGAUAGUUCUGCAGUUCACAAUGAUAUGUUGAACAAUCGCAGCUCAAAUAGUAACUGUCAAAGCAUCAACAGCAAUGUUGGUUGUAGUAAUACCAGUAAUUUAAAUAUUAAUGGGUGUGGUGGUACUAAUAUUAACCAGAUUAAUAGUGCUGGAGUUUUCGACGAUGAUUUCUACGAUAAUGUGACUGGAAAUGUAAAGAAAAAUCUUAGCUGCCACUUGGAUGGAAAGCUGGAAGCUUCUACGCCUAAUGCUCCCAGUCCGAUGAGUCCAGUUGCAGUUAUUCCUGCGGUACGGUCAACUGUGGUGAAAAGUCCUGUAACGACAGACAGCAAAAUACAUGAAGCAACCAAUUUGCCUGCCGUAUCAGUUAUGUUUCCUACGCUGUUAACGGUAGAGCAGUACGGUACAGAUACGUCGGCUGCGGCAACCGGAGCAACCAUAUUGCCCGCUUCUUCAACAUCGCUUACAACAGCAAAAGUUAAGAAACCCAUCACGAAGAACUCUUGGAAGUGGAAGUGGGAUUUCGUGAAGAAGUACAAAUAUGUGAACGAAAAUGGUAGAAUCGUGAAAAAAAUUAAACAACCUACACUUGGUUUGCGAGAUAUCUCGAAAUUGGACAUGUGGACCCAGUUGACCAUGCGCACCAAGCACGAACUAUUCCAGAAUUCACGAUCGGUGGUUCAAUAUCAGUUGCAAUAUUCCCGUGCAAUGGUAGAGCAGUUGGAUCAGAUAUUAGAUGCAAGAUUAAUGCCGCAGAUCGACAUGGAACAAAACGAACAGCGUAUUAUAAAGAUAGAACCAUUGGAAGAACAAUCGUCGGAAGAUGCACCUAGUCAAAUUAGGGCAUGCAAUGAAGUAAACACGAUACUAAGCUUGCCGGGAAGUUGCAGUACAUCAUCCAUGGCACUAUGCUCGACUUAUGACUCCUCGUUAGCCAAAACCAUGGGUCCAGAGUUUCUGCUUGGUCUCCAUCUGAUCAAAUCUAAGCGUCAGUGUAAGAAAGCAGCAGUUGUUCUGAGUGGGGAGUGGGCACGUCCAAGAUGCUACAUAUGCUAUGGUUGCGGCGCAAAAUUUAACUCGUUAAAGCAAGUAGAAGAGCAUCGAAUUUUCCGUCAUCCUCAUGUUCACUCUACAUUUUAUGAAAUAGUAGGCCGCGAGCUCAUCGAGAAAAAGUUAUACAAAAAGUUUUUCAUUCCAUUCAUGGCGUUGGCGGUGCAUCGUUCUCACUACCUAAAAUUGGCUGAUGCAGAGAGAUUUAAACCCGUUGGAUUCGUGCAUGCGAACAACUGCACUAUUAAAACCGCUACCGAGAUCAAAAAUGAAGAUUCUUCAUCGAAUGAAGAUACCUCCUUUUCUACGUCGACUAGUGCUUCAUCAUUCUCUUCUCGGUAUUCCUCGAACAGUAUUGUUACACCGCUGAUAGAAAAUAGUCCAGAUUCCGUUAAUGCACUUACUCGAUGUUUGGUUUCUGUGGUCGAAGAUGAAGAAGGUGAUGAUAAUCUUCGUCCAGUGAUGUGCAGCAAAUGUCAAAAAGAAUGUCAGAACUUGGUUGUGUUGUACGCACACAUAUUGCAUUGUUCCAACGACUACGUAUGGUUGCAAGCAAAAAAACGCAUGAAAUAUCGGCGGGCCAAACGAAGAAGGGGUGGAAAUAGAAACGGUGGAGGCUGUGGCAAUGCGCUUCUUUCUGUGACCAAGAAAUCACAACGUCAGCAAAAUGCGGUUGAAAAAUUGGAAACAGCAUCAACUACUUCCUCGUCAUCUUCAAGAGCAGAUGAUUGCACUGUCAGUUCUGUUCAAGUGACACCAAAUCAGUCAACUAAGAAUCAAUGCAUGAGGAAACCACCUGCUGCUCCAAAGAAGUGUGAUCCCUUAUCUAUCGUGACACAAGAAGAUGCAUUUAAUGCUACGCCUUUUAAAGCACUAUCGCCAGCAUUGUCAUCAAAUAGCACAACUCCAUGUAAUGGGACGAUCGUUUCAAAUUAUAGUGGGAAUGGGAUAGGAAGCAAACGGAAGCCCAAAAAAUUGAAUGACUGCAUCGCGAUGCUUACUGGAAAGCUCUCAGAGCGAUUAGGUGUGGACUUCUUCAAUAUUGAAUCGGAUCAGAAAGCUAAGUCUCACGAUGAUAUGUCAGAGAGUUCUACUAAUUUACCUGUAGAAGCAGAAUCAUCAACUGCAAACAGCGUAGUUUCGUCAGAAAUUGUGCCACCUUCAAACGAGCAGCCUCAACUUAUGUCCAAAUGUCCUUCUCCUACAUCUUCUCCGUUGAGUUCAAUUGCACCAAUGGUCAACUUUGAAACUCCUUCCUCCACUUCACAUUCAAGAAUCAACUCGAUUCCCGUAUCAACUUGGUCUCAGGAACAUUGGGCAGAGCCAAAGCCACUGUCCAAUGCUCAAUCGACUCCGUUACAGUUGCAGUCCAAUGAAAUACCUACAGAGAAUGUUGAAACAAAAGAAUGCGGUACGGAAAAAAAGCUGGAAGCGUUAGUAUCAUCUAAUUUGCAAGUGCCACCAUCAAUAGUCGACAAACCCUUACCCGAGGCAAAAUUAUUUGAUGUGUGCUCAUUGCCAAGGAAAUCAUUUUCUUUUUCGAAUGACGAAGAUGAGUCUCCAAAGGAUAUCAAUAAAUUGGUGGAAAAUAUUAUAAAUGAAGCGGACAAUACCUCAAACUCAUCUACCGACUAUUCGGACGAUGAUAACAUGUCUCUAGCGUGUUUUGCGGCUCGUAAAGAUGGGACAAAAAACCACGUUACACAAUCGUCGGCAGUCUUGUUCACAAAACCUACAUUGGGAACGGAAGUGUACAAUUCGUCUCGCGCUAUGUCGGUGAUAGCAGACGAUGAAAGUACUACCAAUACUGAUGCUCUAGACGACGAUUCAAUGAGUGUUACUACUGAAAUUCCUGUAUCGACAACUACUAUCGAAGGCAAUCGUUUCAAACGAAAGCGCCGUAGGACGAUGCGCCACAGUAGUAAACCGAAGCGGCAGAAAGCUAAACCACAAGAUAAUGAAAUGAAAGCACUGCAAACCUUCAAUUGCGAACUUUGCCGAAAAGUAUUUAAAAAGCAAGAUACGUACAACAAGCAUCGCAUGACACUCUCGCAUAUUGCGAAACUGUCGGAGCAAGAAUAUCUGAUUUUGCAACAAAAGCAACAAGAGCAGAAAUCAUUGCCUAUGGUCGACGGAAUGUUGCAAAAAAGUGAUAAGCAAACCGUAAACAAAGAAUCGAGCGACCAAAGGAAAGAGAAAACUCCAGAAAAUGAAAUGAGCCCUUCUCACGCGCAACAGAUGGUUACAUCUGCAGCUAAAGUAGCAUUUUCGGGUGUGGAUAAAAGUAAUGAACAAAGCGCACAGUCUAUAAAAGAACUCAGCCAAGAAGAGAAAUUGUUCUAUGAGUGUUGUUCAAUGCUCAAGGAAUCACAUUCAAAUGAAAGUGAUAGGAAUCAUUUAAGCGUUUCACUGAAAUCAAAUGAAACAUUAAAUGCCGCAAUUUUGUCUGCCCCGCGAUUAGUUGUACCUGAAGAUGAUGAGGAUUUGUUGAAUGCCGUGCCAUCUUCUUGUGUGAAGUCUGCAGAAUAUACUGAGAAAAGUUCAGUAGCAGAAAACGAAAAAUUGGAUAGAGACAAACACAUAGAAGCACCAAAAUUUGAAGCAUGUCAGGAGCUGACGGAAGAGAGUGACAAUUACCUGGCUAAUCGAUACGGUCCAUCUAACGUUGGAGAAAAUAUGGCACCUCAAACUGCGAUUAAGUCGUCCUCUGCCAGUAUCAGUUGUAUCAGUAAUGUGAGUAUUAAUAAUGCGAAAAUCAAAACAAAAGGUGCGCUUAAAGGCUAUGACAAUUUCAAGAUAUCAAUUCCAAUGACGGGGCUAACGGUUAUGUCUGCUAGUACUACAAGCAUAGGUGUUACUAGUGGCAAAGAAUCUCGAUUAGAUACUCUUGCUGAUGUAGCGCUAUGUGGUGAUAUCCCAAAAGAGUUUGGCAUUGCGGAACAGUGCAAUGAGAGUAAUAUUUCCGCCGUGACAAGAAUCGAGUUCACUAAUUCAUCUCCGGAAGAGGCGGAUAGUUUUCCAGUGCAUCGAGCAGAGUUGAUCAAAGACGAUAAAACAUUCGUUUCCUCAACAACUGUGAUGCGAUGCAAUGGAAAAAGCGGUAAACAUGAAUUAAAAAAUAAUCUUACUGCGCCCAAGAUUUUCGGAGAUGAUGCGAGUUCUGUCUCGCCUGGAACGAAAAAAAACAUUGACAGCGGUGCUCAAGUAGUUAUAAAAUCGCCACAAAAAAAACCAUGGACUAAAACAUCGUAUCGAAGAAAAAUGGAGAAAAAUGGUCACCACCAAUCAUCUGCCGCCACAGCACGCAGUAUUGCAUCUGCACCAAGUAAUCUGCCAUGUCUCGAAGAAGGAGAUGAUGUGUACGCUUUCCAAGAUUCGCCAAAUGAUGGUGUUCUACCAACGACUUAUUGUUCGAAGAAAAACACGUCUAAUACUCAGAAUGCAAUACGAGGCGACGAAAUUGUACCGCAAAUAACUAAACACAAAUCCUCCUCUAUACACCUGUCUACUUUAGAAGAGCCUGAAGAUAGUCAGAUGUCAAGUUUAAGUUUCUCCGAUCGAGAUGACUUUAUCUACGGUACAAACACUAUGAGCGAAGAGGAGGAAGAAGAGGAAGAUAAAAAUAGUAGUAAUAGUAGCGAACAGGUUACACCAAAAAAGCUGAAUAAUACGGAUGUUCAGAAGAAAAGUCUGAUUAUGGGACGUAUAUUUAAGAAAGGCGGUACAAAAGAUAAACAAUCAAAUGACGCUGAAAUUCGAAAGGUGGUAGCAGCUAUUCCUGAAGUCGCAAAUGUAGUCCAGACAACCAUAUCGGGCACAACAACUACAUCAUCGAAAUCGACAACAACCAAUAAACCUGCUGUGAAAGACUUUGAUAAGCUGUUUGAUACGCUCAAAAAUGCUGCAGCGUCCACUAAUGAACUACAGAAUAGCAAUGAUUCUGAAGUGUUGUUGAAAACAUUGGCUGGAUCAAAUAAACGACGCUGUGGUUCUUCUGAAGAAGGUGCUGUUGUGACCAUAGAUAGCGGAAUCGAGAGCAAAUUGCUAGAGUAUCGCGAUCAAUUCACACAACAUCAACAUCUUUUUGAUCUAAAUGAUGCAGAGAAAUCGUUUAUCGGUGUCGGGCGACUGCGACGACGAACAAAUGUCUGCCCAAAAAAAAUGACAGAAACAUGGGAUUCGGACGAAUACGAAGACUUUCAAGCCGAUGGAAUUAUAAAGUUGAUCAACGAAACAGAAAAUGUUGAGGGUGCGAAUGAUGCUAUCAAGACAAAUUCCACUACACCUAAGGUAUCAAAAGAAUCAGCAAACAAAGAUCUAUUGGAAAAAAUCCAAGAGCAUAACGUAAUCGACCAAUCAUCAUCCUACGGUACGAACGAUAACAUGAACGAACAUCACAACAUUGCAGAAAAUAUGGAAAAGUUUGUCGGACUGAAAAAGACUACACUUUCUGCUGUCGAGAGGAAACCACCAAAAAUGGAAGUUGUUACGGACGAUACUAUUCGAAAGGUAAUGGAAAGUGUUAUAUUGGAGACAAUGGGUAAAGGCAGCAACAAUCAUAAGCGUAAAACAUCAAUACAUGCAGUAUCAAGUGCGAUUACCACAACAGCACUAAAUUGCAAAUCGAUAAGACAAUCAUCCAGUAACUGUAACAACGUGAACAACCGAUUGUUAUCGACAAUGACUGAGGAUGUAUCACAUGCUUUAGAGGUAACAUCGUUGGAGGAACAUGUGUUGGAGUCCAGCGUCGUUAUAUCCUCAAAAACGAUAACAAGCAAAUUUAAGCAAAAAUUGAGCUCAUCCAUGCGCUAUGAUACGGAGAAAACCCAUAAUGAAGACGAUGGUAAAACAAAGCCUAAAGACAAGGCUUCUUCGCUCUCCUCCAUUGAACCACAGUUAAAUAUCAGUUCUCAUACUCUCAUGAAUAAUAACAACGACAACAACACUAACAACAACAAUAACAAUAGUGACAAUAGGAACAAACUAAUAGCUAAAGCUUCAAAAGCUAGUAAUUUCACUAAACAUAAAUUGAAAUUGAAAGGAGAAGAAGAGGACAACGCUGGAAAAAUGUCAUCAACAGCUCUUAGCAAACACCGCAAACCAGCUCCAAAGAAGAUGAAAAAUGUUGCCUAUGAUCCGGAUAGCGACUAUGAACAGAGCAUUAAAUGCAAAAAGGUAAAACGAAAACUUCUAGAACAUGACAUUGAAGCUAACUUGAAAAUAGAGCAGCUUCAAUCCACGUUACUCAACGCUGAUGAUGGUAGUAUGUUGCUAACAACAUCUCGUCGGAAGCGCAAUGCAGGUGAAAUGCUAUAUUACUGGUCUUCGACUAGUGAUGAGGAAUUUGAACGAGAAGAUCAUUCGUCAGUUGCUGCUGCUGCAUGUUCAAAAUAUCUAAGCACUAGUGCACAGAUAGGAAAAAAACGUGGGCGUAAAAAGAAGCAGUCCAACAAUGCAGAAUUGCAUGAUGCACCUAAUGUCCGUAACAAUAACGAUGUUAUCAAUUUUGAGGAAGUACAACAAGCUAGUCCCCAAGAUUCAUCAGCAUUUCCUCCAAGUUUAGGAGCACAAUCGCCGAAAGAUUCAGGUCUCCUGACAGUAGAAAAAAAAGGUAAAGUAAACCAGGCAACAAUAAGAAAAAAAUCUAGCAUUACACGCAGUAAAAAGCAACUACAUCAGACCGAAGACGGAAAAUCAGUAACCAUAAAUGUGCCAGCAACAGUAACCGAAGAUUCAAGCAGUACCAACAAUGAACAUUUGCAACAACAUGGUUGGAUAAUGGGCGAUUCGCAUAAAAAGCUUGUAACUUUGUUGGCUCAUGCCAAAGGCAAACAGGAUAGUCGAAAAACGAUGAGCAACCGUCGAAAGUAAAAACAGAUUGUAAAGAUUGUAAAAACGAGAGACACACAAGAUUUCCAAUCCAAAUCGUUGUAUAAUUUUCCCUGGGCAUCUUUAGUUACAUUAGUAGUGUACAAAUUGCAAAUGAAUAUAAAAUAAUAGAAAGAUGAGCUAAAGAAUCGAAGAAUAAAACUUGGUUGAU
Anopheles nili is the source of this 8470-nucleotide messenger RNA. RefSeq lists its product as uncharacterized. Bases 1 to 8301 code for a protein of 2766 amino acids. NCBI's taxonomy places the organism in Eukaryota, Metazoa, Arthropoda, Insecta, Diptera, Culicidae. The record is from RefSeq and is a predicted model, not a curated record. The transcript has 5 exons.